AUGAAAGAACUGUCCAUCGAGGACCCGGCGGCGGCGGCGGUGGUGCAGAAGGAGGACGGAAAAGGCAAGGAGAAGGCGAAACCGACCACAUCAGAAGCAGGACCAGAACCAGAACCUACCUCACCACCUCGGGCACGAAGAUCACCCCCAAUCCCCACCAAUCCCGCUUCCGCUCUUGAAAUGUACGAAUCCGCCGUUCACGCCGAAGCCCAGGGAAACCUCUCUGCCGCACUCAAAAAGUACCGAGCAGCCUUCAAACUCGACGCACACGUCGACAACCUCUACCGGAAAGCCCUCAAAGACGGUAAAAUCGGACAGAAACCCGCUGAGGGAGAACAGAAGAAAGACGGGAAAGACGACGAAUACUAUCGCACGAUGCAAACAACCCACGACUACACCGAAAAAGAAAACGCAGAAACCUCCCUCUCCCUCCUCCUCACCAAAUUCCGUCUCGGCGACCUCCUUCUCCAGAAUACCGAAGACCCCACGAUCCCACCAUGUCCCCUCGACCUUCUUCCAAACGAGUUAUUGAUUAAUAUUCUGACGCACGUGGCACUGCUGGAUGUCGCUGCCCUGGGAAGGAUGAGUCGGACGUGUAAGAAGAUGUUCGUGAUGGCGUUCGGGGAGGAGGGGGUUUGGAGGGGAGUUUGUAGGGAGUAUUAUCGGCAUAUGACAUAUGCUGAGCCUGAACCCGAGUCUUCCACUCCUCCUUUCGAUGAGGACGGGGAUUUGGCGAAAUAUGGUGGGAGUUAUUUACAGAUGUUUACGCUCCGCCCCCGUAUCCGUCUCGAUGGGGUCUAUAUCUCGACAUGCAACUACACCCGUCCCGGAGUCAACGAUGGCGCGUGGAAUACUCCUAUCCAUAUCGUCACCUAUUUCCGAUUUUUGAGGUUUUUCGGAGAGGGGAAGGUUGUCAGUGUUUUGACCACGGACGAGCCUCGGGAGGUCGUCGCAGACCUCGGGGUGGAAAAAGAUGACUCGGAGGAAGUAGCCGAAGGGCGCGGAAAGCGGGUACCAUGGGGAACCUGGGCUCUCGACCCCACUUCCUCUGGCCGCCUGCACAUCCACCUCUCUGGUCACGGCAAGUAUUUCUUCGAGAUGGAAUUACAGAUCAAGUCGACGAGCAGGGGGAGACAUAAUAAGUUGGCGUGGGUGCGGUUUGAGAGUGUGAGUAAGGAGACUGGGGAGAGGAUGGAGUUUGGGUUGAGGAAUGAUAAGCCGUAUUUUUUUUCGAGGGUUAGGAGGUAUGGCAGGGGGUGGUAG
Molecule: messenger RNA, 1263 nt
Organism: Saitoella complicata NRRL Y-17804
Lineage: Eukaryota; Fungi; Ascomycota; Saitoellomycetes; Saitoellales; Saitoellaceae
Exons: 3
Coding region: 1-1263 (420 amino acids)
Biological process (GO): SCF-dependent proteasomal ubiquitin-dependent protein catabolic process
Cellular component (GO): SCF ubiquitin ligase complex
Molecular function (GO): protein binding
Source: RefSeq, a predicted model, not a curated record